Messenger RNA from Ceratosolen solmsi marchali, 954 nucleotides. Lineage: Eukaryota; Metazoa; Arthropoda; Insecta; Hymenoptera; Agaonidae. The record is from RefSeq and is a predicted model, not a curated record.
AUGAUGGAUAACACCGAAGUGCUUGACUUCAGCCUACGAAAGAGCAUCGACAACCUCGUCAAGGACCAGCAGCAGCAGCAGCAGCAGCAGCAGCAGCAGCAGGAGCAACAGCUCCAACCGCCUCAGCAACCACAGCAGCGUAUCGGCAAGCGGCUACAACGCAUGCGACCCGCUGACGAGAAACUGAGGGCGAUCGAGCGGAUACGCUCCGGGGAGAGCAAAGCGUCGGUCGCGCGAGACAUCAACGUACCCGAGUCGACGAUAAGGGGCUGGUGCAAGUCCGAGACCGCUAUAAGACGCUGCCUGCAAAUGAAGUCGCCGUACGAUAGUGAGGCUUACUCACCAGCAUCCAGUAAUGGUUCGGUCACCGAGACCACCAGUCACGUUGUCGACAUGCCUGGUCUGGUGGGAAACUCGAGCGACGAGGAGAACAACCCUCAACGAGAGCAGAGAAAGUCCGCGAAGAAGCAAAAGCUCGAGGCUGGCCGCGCCGAUGCAACCCACGCAGCACCGAACGCCGUGUUCCAAGAGCACCUGCACAACAUGACCAGCAGCGACCCAAAGACCUCCUCGGAAUUGCUAUGGAACUGGUUGAUGUUCAACCAGCGGCUCCUUAAUCAGCAGCUCAUGCCGCUGAUGCCGAGCGGCCAAAUGACCGAUUACAAGGAUACGGGGGCGGCUGCCGCGGCCAUGGCUGCGGCCGUGACGGCUGCAGGAGCGACAGCUCCGGGAACGGGAACGGGAGCGGGAGCGGCGGGGGUGGGGAUGCCGUUACCGAUGCCGCUGAUCGAGCAGGGUCCCGAUUCCGAGAAACCGAGGACGGCGGACGAGGCGAUCGCGCACGGUGAGAAGUUCCUAAAGUGGCUCGAGGACUGCAACGAUCCAUCGGUCACCAGAUUCAAGGUCAUGCAGCUUAAGCAGCUACUCAGUAAUCUGAAGGCAUCGCGAAAAUAA